CAGUUUUCGAGGACGCAGAAUGAUAAUCGCCUUGGUUUAUGCAAGAGGCCGGCGUAAACAAUGAGGCUAAAUGAGCGCUUGGCAAGGCCCUUUCAAGCCCCCGCCGCCACCCGAAGAUUCCCAGGUAGCCAAGUGGCCUGGUUCAGAAACGGGCCAUCCGAUCUGGAGGACUCCUCAGAGGAGGAGCUGGACGUCAUGGAACUGCGAGCCAGGGGGAGAGAACCACAGAGGAGCGACGCUGGCCGCCAUAAAGCCGGAGAUGUGGUGCUGCUGGAAAGAGAAGUGGCCGAAGACGACAGUUUGAAUAAGCUGGCCCUCCAGUACGGCUGUCAAGUUGCAGAUAUCAAGAGGAUCAACAACUUCAUCCGGGAGCAGGACUUGUACGCUCUAAAAUCAAUCAAGAUUCCCGUUAAGGUCAACGGCAUUUUAACUGAGACAAUCGAAAUGUCUUUGGCUCCACAGAGCUCUGGCUUGCUACCCACUGAGCUGCCUGGAUCUUCAGGCGCAGGGAGCAUCUCUGCAGACGGCGAGCAAAUCGAUCAGUAUUUCCGAGGGAUUGACCAGAAUAUUGAAGAAGCGGCGCAGGCCGAAACUUGCUUCAGCCCAGACUAUUACAUUGAAACGCCAAACGGGUCGCCUCCAGAGCCGAAAGAGCCCAGCAGUGGAGCAGACUGUGGGAUCCAGUGGUGGAACGCUGUCAUUGUGAUGCUUUUGGUAGGGAUUGUUUUACCCGUGUUUUAUAUCGUUUACUUCAAAACGCAAGCGUCAGGAGUGGCUGCCCACGCCUCCAACACCACCGUUUCUGUCAACGGCUCGUCGCGUGGAUCGGCGACAGGCGUCUCAGUAUCCGUUUUGGGGGCUGGCCACCCGCCCACCUCGCAUGCCCCUAAAACAAAAGCGGUCAUCUUGCCAGGUGAAUGACUUCUCACGCCAGAAAAGAGUUGCGAAGAGGCUCGUAAGUGGGCGGAACGGAACUCGAAAAAAAGAUGCUGAGGAGAAAUAGGACUCCCGAGGCCCAGCAAGACAGGCAGCGCCACUGCCAUGUAUUUAAACACAGUUCUGUCCCAAUCAGGUAGAAAAGAAAAAAUGAGGGUUUACCACCCUUCUAACAGCAAAAGUGGGUGUCUAUCAGCUGUCCUGCAUCUCUUUCUCACAAACACAAUUCCUUUUGGUUGUUAAAAUGGGAUACCACCCUACCGCACUUCUGUUUCUGUGCCAUCGGGCCAAACCACUGUUUAAACAAUCAGAUUUACCACUGUUGUCUCUGGUUUGUUUCUCAUUGCCUCUUUUCAGUCAUUUCUGGCUGAAGAGGAGGCUCACACCAUGCUUCGAAAAACUGAAACUAAUUGUUUAAGAGGCGGUUUAUUAAAACCCCUCUUUCGCCAUAACGGGGCCUGCCUAUCAAGUCUGUGUUUACAUACAUUGCAGCCACCUGCCUCUGUGUGUGUGUGUGUGUGUGUUUUUAAUAGA
Molecule: messenger RNA, 1470 nt
Organism: Gekko japonicus
Lineage: Eukaryota; Metazoa; Chordata; Lepidosauria; Squamata; Gekkonidae
Gene: LYSMD4
Product: LysM, putative peptidoglycan-binding, domain containing 4
Exons: 3
Coding region: 61-921 (286 amino acids)
Source: RefSeq, a predicted model, not a curated record